Tripterygium wilfordii is the source of this 2630-nucleotide messenger RNA. Its product is annotated as cyanidin 3-O-galactoside 2''-O-xylosyltransferase FGGT1-like. NCBI's taxonomy places the organism in Eukaryota, Viridiplantae, Streptophyta, Magnoliopsida, Celastrales, Celastraceae. The transcript has a single exon. Bases 474 to 1844 code for a protein of 456 amino acids. Gene Ontology annotation, molecular function: UDP-glycosyltransferase activity. The record is from RefSeq and is a predicted model, not a curated record.
CUACAAAUUACACUCUCAAAAUCACUAAUUUAACCAGUCGGAGGUUUAUUGACCGGUCACACCGGUGCCACAGACAUAUUUUGUCUAGUAUUUGUAGGUUGUUGGUGGCCCAUUGACACAUCCCGUUUUAGGAGGUAAAAUCAGAGAAAAUAGACCGGAAAAGGCAAAGCUACAAGUGAGUUUUACCAAGUCAAAGACAGUUAAUUCAACUCAGGGAACUUGGAACCUUUGAGCGGUAAAUAAAGUUACACGUAUGUCUUAACCAAACCAAAUACUAGGAGUUAGUGACCACUAACCCUCAGAAAGAUCAGUUAGGCAGUUAUACAGCAGGGGAAACUCUUCAUUCUUGUAUAGACCCCAGCUUCUGAUCCUUAAUUACCUGCAACAAUCAACACUUCUCUCUGAUGUUGUGAUCAGAUUCAAUUCUUGUCAAAAACUCUAACCAGAAUUCUCAGAAAAAAAAAAAACAAGGAAUGGCUGCAGAAACUGUUCAUAUAGCUAUGUACCCUUGGUUGGCACUAGGACACCUGACCCCAUUUCUCCACCUUGCCAACAAACUAGCCAAGAAAGGUCACAGAAUCUCAUUCUUCAUUCCCACCAAAGCACAACAAAAGUUGGAGCAUUUCAAUCUCCAUCCCAAUCUCAUCAAAUUUAUCCCAAUCUCUAUUCCCCAUGUUGAUGGCCUCCCUCCAGGUGCGGAGACCACUUCAGAUGUGCCUUACCCCUUACAUCCCCUUAUAAUGACUGCCAUGGACCUUACUGAGAAUGACAUUGACCUACUUCUCCAAGACCUUAAACCUGACGUUGUCUUCUUUGAUUUUACCCACUGGAUGCCAAGAUUAGCGCGUCGUCUAGGCAUCAAGACUGUUCUUCAUUGCAUCAUCAGUACAGCUACAAUUGGUUAUGGUUUAUCCCCAACAAGGUUUACUGAUAACAAGUUGACGGAAACUGAUUACACGCAGCCUCCCACGGGCUUCCCAUCCUCAUCCAUCAAGCUCAGCAUCAGCGAGGCGCGAUCCUUUGAGAGAGCGACUGUUAUGGAGUUUGGCAGUGGCAUAACGUUUGGCGAACGCCAAUAUAUAAGCUUGAUUGAAUCUGAUGCAUUAGGAUACAGAACAUGUUGGGAAAUCGAAGCACCGUUCAUCGACUAUCUCAAGAACCAAUUGGGGAAGCCUGUGUUGCUUUCAGGGCCAGUCAUACCAGAGGCGCCAACAUCUGCAUUGGAUAAAAAAUGGGAUCAGUGGCUUAGUGGGUUUGAACCAAACUCUGUAAUCUACUGUGCAUUGGGAAGUGAAUGCAAUUUACAGAAGAACCAGUUUCACGAACUGGUGAUGGGUUUGGAGCUCACCGGCAUGCCAUUCUUAGCAGCACUGAAACCGCCUCCGGGUCUGGAGUCGAUUGAAUCAGCAUUUCCAGAAGGGUUUGAAGAGAGGGUUAAAGGAAGAGGAGUGGUUCAUGGUGGAUGGGUCCAACAACAGCUGAUCCUAGAACAUCCUUCAAUUGGAUGCUUUAUCACCCAUUGUGGUUCAGGGUCCUUAUCAGAGGCCUUGAUCAACAAAUGCCAAUUAGUACUUCUGCCACAAGUUGGAGACCAGAUAAUUAAUGCAAGAAUGAUUGGAAUAGUCUUGAAGGUUGGUGUGGAGGUGGAUAAAGGAGAAGAGGAUGGAUUGUUCACAAAAGAAAGUGUUUGCAGGGCAGUGAAGGCAGUGAUGGAGGAAGGCAGUGAAAUUGGCAAAGACGUAAGAAUCAACCAUGCUAAGUUGAGAGAACUUUUGGUUAACAAGGAUUUGGAGUCCUCUUAUAUUGAUGAUUUUAAUGAGAAGCUUCAAUCUCUUCUUAAGUGAGUCUUUUUCAUCUUCAACUCUCCCAGAAAAACUCUCUGAAGAAGAAUUAUCAGGACAAGUUAUGGCUGCAGCUACUGUUCACAUAGAAAUGUACCCUUGGUUGGCACUAGAAUUCCUCCACCUUGCUAAUAAACAUCCUCAUAUUAUGUUUUGAUUUAUAUCCCUUUUUUAUGCAGUGCAUUAUAUAUAUACUCAUAACUUAUGUCUGCAAUAUAGCUCGGAAUUUUCUUCUUUGAUCAUGCCAUAUAUAUCAACUAGGAUUCCAGCCAACAGGUUAGUUGGGUCGAGGCUCAGCGCAAACCGCGACGCCAACUUAGAAUCGAACUCCCGACCUCGAGAGAGAUUCUUUACCCCUUAAGUCUGUAGAGAUAACUAGUUAGGCUAUUGUCAGAUGGUUCCAUAAACACAACACAUUAUGUGUGAGGAGCGCGUUUCUAGGGUUAGAGAAACAUGAGAAGUCUCUAAUUUAUUGUUGCAAGCAAUGCCUAUUUAGACAACCCUACUUCAUUAGUCAGACAACAAAAGAGAAUGAAUCUCAAGGUUGCUGAAGAACAGUCAAGUCACUCUCCUUCAUCCAUGAAUAGGCAUUGAGAUUGUUCACACAAAAAUAUACAGAUUCUUGUAACGCAAGGGAGCUAGAUAGUAUAUAAAAGACAUACUGCAUAUAUCUAUUGUUCACAAAAAGAAAUGAUCCGUCUUAAUCUAAUCAGUUCAAGUAUUGAACUAUCAUAAUAGCAGCAUUGCAAAUCCUGCAUCAGAGGCGGCUAGCCAUGCAAGAAUGGUGAA